Messenger RNA from Fomitopsis serialis, 1857 nucleotides. Its product is annotated as incomplete iron reductase. The transcript has 7 exons. The record is from RefSeq and is a predicted model, not a curated record. Gene Ontology annotation, biological process: intracellular iron ion homeostasis; iron ion transport; copper ion import. Lineage: Eukaryota; Fungi; Basidiomycota; Agaricomycetes; Polyporales; Fomitopsidaceae. Gene Ontology annotation, cellular component: plasma membrane. The coding region runs from base 1 to 1857 and encodes 618 amino acids. Gene Ontology annotation, molecular function: ferric-chelate reductase activity.
AUGCCCUCCGCCACCGCUUCGGCAUCUGCGGCACAUGCCUCGUCCACUUCGACGGCGAGCAAAACCACAACAGCAGCGCCCCCUGAACUAGAUGCUGAACCUUUCUUCCGCGAGAUAGACAUCAUCCUCAUCGGUGUCGCUGGCUUCUUCAUUCUUCUAGCGUUGCCCAGAGCAAUCGCCCGUUUCAAGCACCUCUCCGAGUGGUUUGCUGGAUGUUUCUUCCGUUCAGUCCAGCUUGAAGGUUCUUCUCGUCGCCCACGCAGAGCUAGAAGCAAUGGCUCCUCCUUCCAGGAGAAGCCCGCUGACGCGAACGCCGAGGAGCAGUCGAUCUCCGUCUACUCGAACGUCGACCUCACGUUCUCUCCCGAUCUCGAGUCGCCAAAAAAUCCGCCGCCGUACAUACCUGCGUGGACCUCCAUCUUCCCGACUGUCAACGGUAUCCUCGAGACGAAGAUCAGGCCUGGAUACUCGCUGUGGAAGGUCCUCCUCAUGGUUGGGUACAUGGUGGCGAUGAUGUACGCGGCAUUGUUCGAAGUGAACUUGUUCACGAGUCCGGCGCGUCUUGGCUUCCUCCCCGUCAGCCAGCUGCCCAUUAUCUAUAUCAUGGCCACAAAGAACAACGUCUUCGGGGCGCUCAUCGGACAAGGAUACGAGAAGUUGAACUGGAUUCACCGCUACGUUGGCCGCGUCGCAGUCUUGGCGAUCAAUCUGCAUGCGCUGGCAUAUUUCGCCAAAUGGGCCAACGAGCCUGGAGGUGUCGCCGCGCACAUGGAGACCAACCACGUAUGGGGCUGCGUCGCCAUGGGCUGCAUGGAUAUCCUGUGGCUUUUCUCCAUUAGUGCUGUGCGGCAGAUGUACUACCACUUGUUCUUCGUGACGCAUUCCAUCGCUGCUGUCGUUCUGCUCAUUGCUGUGUGUUACCACGAGGACUUCGCCAUUCCCUACGUUGCAAUCGUUGCGGCCUUCUACGGACUCGACCGUGUCCUGCGAUUGGUUCAGACGCGCAUCGUGAACGCCGAGCUUCGCCCGAUCCCGGAGCUCGGAAUGACGCGCAUUGAGAUUCCUUCCGUCAACGCUGGAUGGCGCGCAGGUCAGCAUGUUCGCAUCCGUGUCCUGUCCUCGGGCAUGGGCCUUCUGGGCUGGAUGGAGAGUCACCCGUUCACUAUCGCCAGCGUUAGCAAGCACCCCAACGAAGAAGGCCUCGUUCUCAUGGUCAAGAAGGCAGGAGAUUGGACUGCCAAGCUGUUCGACGUCGCCCAGCGCACGGAGUAUCGCGAAGUAGGCGGCCCAACCCGGAACAUCAAGGUUAUGCUCAAUGGGCCUUACGGUGGACCGGGGCACGCGAUUGUCACCAGCUUCUCGGGCGCCAUGCUCGUCGCUGGCGGUAGUGGAAUUACCUACGCGCUGUCGACGGUACAGGAACUCGUCUCCAAGGGCGCAGAGGGUGCGAGUCGCACGCGCGUCGUCGAGCUCGUCUGGUGCAUCACCGACCCAUCUGCACUGGUCCCCUUCCUCCCGAUCUUCAGCACCAUGCUCGACGAGACGCGGGGCACGUACACGUCCCUGCACAUCUCGGUGCACUACACGCGGGCGAUUGUCUCCGACGAGGCGAUGAAGAUGUUCGAGCGGCUCCCGCUGGGGGUGACACUCACACCCGGCCGUCCGCGCCUGCAGAAGGCCCUCGAGGGUGUUGUGGACCGCACUGCGGCGUCACGCGGCGUGGAGGACCGUCUCACGGGUGUCGUCGUAGGUGUGUGCGGGCCCAUGGCGCUGGGAGAGCAGGUCGGCCAGGUCGUCCGGAGGUUGGACAGCGAGAGGCGGAGUGCUGUCAACGGCGUGGAACUGCAUGAGGAGUAA